UGCACGGCACACCGAAUCGGUUGAGUGUUGAGACUCGUGAAAUUCUGCUUAUUAUUUUUAACUUAAUAACUGAACGUUUACCCAAAUACAUAAUGAUUCUCUACAAAAUUUCAGUGUUAUCAAUAAUGUGGAUUCUUCUCAUAAUUCAAGUAACAGAAGGUUCUAAAGCAGAGUUUGUUACGUGCGGCACCAUACUAAAAAUAAUGAAUGUGGAUUUGCGUCUGAGGUUGCAUUCGCACGAUGUGAAGUACGGCUCGGGUUCCGGGCAGCAGUCCGUCACCGCUGUCGACGCCGCGGACGACUACAACAGUCACUGGCUGGUUCGCGCUUCCAUGGGCGACACAUGUAAAAGAGGAGAGCCUAUUAAGUGCAACUCCAACAUCCGUCUCCAUCAUGUAUCCUCUAAGAAGAAUCUCCACUCACACUAUUUCUCAUCUCCAUUGUCUGGCAACCAAGAGGUGUCUUGCUAUGGUGAUGAUGGCGGUGAAGGAGACAGCGGCGAUCACUGGACUGUGGUCUGCAACAAUGACUACUGGAGAAGGGAUUCCCCAAUUAAGUUGAGACAUGUUGACACUGCUGCGUUUUUGGCUGGUUCAGGACGCACAUUUGGUCGGCCUAUCAGUGGACAGGGUGAGAUAGUGGGUGUCACUUCACAGUAUGGGGCUUACACUGACUGGCAGGCUAAAGAGGGCUUGUUUGUUCAUCCUAGUGACCCACUACCCAUGCAGCAUGCAAUCCACACAGAAUUAUAAUGUCAAGCCCAAUCU
Molecule: messenger RNA, 767 nt
Organism: Cydia strobilella
Lineage: Eukaryota; Metazoa; Arthropoda; Insecta; Lepidoptera; Tortricidae
Product: stromal cell-derived factor 2
Exons: 4
Coding region: 93-752 (219 amino acids)
Source: RefSeq, a predicted model, not a curated record